UACAGCCUGGCAGAAGAACAAGAAGAAGAAGUAGAUUGAACAGAGAAAAACAAAAACCUGAAUCCGUUUCCACCUUCCCCGUGGCUGUCCGUGCGCUCCGCGAUGCCAGCCGCAGUUUGUAGCCGGGAUGGGAAGAGGAGAGGAGGCUUCAUUUGCAGACGGCGCCUCGCUGCUUUCUGUUAAUUGCUACCUGAAGAUAAUUAAGACGCAGCCGAGGAGCGAGGAGAGUGUUUGGUGUCAACUUUAAAGAAAAGCUCCUGUCCUCCUCCUCCUGCUACUACUAUUACUACUCCUGCCGGAGAAGCCGGUGGAUGUUGCGCCAUGAAGAUAAAGACGAGACUUCGAGUCGUCCUGGUGUUAAUGUGGAUCCUUCAAGGUGACACCCAGAAGGUGGAGAUCCCCAGAGGAGAGAUGGAGGUGGUGAAGGGUCAAGUGGUGGUGUUACACGCCUGGUACAGUCCCAACUCAGACAUUUCCAAAAACUCUGUCAUUUGGAACUUUGUGGGAAACGAGUCGAAGCAGGUGAUAACCUUCAGCUCAGGUGAGGUCGGGCACGGCCAGAAUGACUUCACCAAAAGAGUGGGCUUCAGUGCGACCAUGCCCUCCGCCAACCUCUCCAUCUACAUCAACAACACCCAUGAGUCUGACUCCGGACGCUACAUCUGCACUGUCAUCAUCCGCGGAAGUGCUGGAAUUACCGGAGACGUUCGCCUUAAUGUCAAAGUCCCUCCUUCUCCGCCAGUGUGCUCCAUGACUGGGAACCCGAUGGUGAAGGGCAACGUGACCCUGAGCUGCAAAUCAAGCCAUGGAAAACCAGUCCCUCAGUACAAAUGGACCAAGGCUGCACCCGUAUCCGAGGUCUUCUUCUCCCCGAUGCAGAAUGAAAGACACGGUACCCUCAGGCUCAGCAACCUCACUAAAAGCAUGUCAGGGAAGUACAUCUGCCGAGCCAGCAACACCGCUGGCUCCGACAGCUGCUCCAUUAACCUGGAGGUUAUCACCUCUUCUAACGCAGGCAUGGUCGCAGCAGCUACACUGGGGUCGAUCGUGGGCCUGGUGGCCAUGGUGCUGUUCCUCAUAUUCAUACUGAGAAGGAGGCAGGACACCGAGGAGGAGAUCGCCAACGAGAUCAAGGAGGAUGCUCAGGCACCAAAGCGAGUGUCCUGGGCAAAGAGUAACACCGGUUCAGACGUUGGAUCCAAGAACGGCACGUUGUCCUCCAUAGCCACCAGUCCCCGACCACAAGACCCCCACCAGCUGAAAUUCCACUACCCAUACUCCCCUACAUCUGCCUCAGACAGCUCAGUCAUCAACGCCUACCAGCUGCGACCCGGAGAAGCCAACACGCUACAGGGACUUCCUGGUUACAACAUCGGCGGUACCCCGUCACGUAAACACAAGCGACCUCCCAAUGCAAACGGGGGCCCUCCGCAGGUGCUAAGGAGCCCUGUGGUGGCCAUCCCCAACAGGACUGUGGUGGCUCAGCCUCAGGUGCCACCUCCACUCACUGUGUCGCCGCAAAUGAGCGCCUCUACUCUGACACGCAUGGGAGCUGUCGCAGUCAUGGUGCCUGCUCAAAGCCAAGCCGGCUCACUGGUGUAGCCGGCAGAAGCGUCUCUGGUGGGGAGUAAAAGGACAGUGGUUAUGGAUGGAGAGAAAGUUUGCCUUGAAAUGGAAAAGCACUUUCUCCUGAGAGAUAAUGAGAGGUGGUUUGUGCUUCAUUUGCACAAAUGUGUUUUCUUUUUGUAUGCUGCGUUCUGGCUCGCUAAAAAGAAAUAUAUAUUUUUAUUUACAGGCUUCUAAGGAGAUCUUAAUGAAAUCCAGAAGUGUAAAGAUUUAUAGGCGGCAUGCAUACACCACCAGAUAUUUCAAGAGAGUUAAAGCAGUUCGAACAACUCAGAGUUUUGCAAAAAUGCAACAUGUUGGCUACAUUUGUAUAAUAGACGAAGCUAAUAUAAAACAAAUUUUUUAUAAUUUCAUUUCUAUUUCACAGUAUCCGCCUGUGCAAGGAUCACUUUUCAGUCACUUGUCUCAGGCUAACUGCACUAGUUUGGAGCAAAAAAACCCAGCAAAGUCACAAUUCAGGUAUUAUCUUGCAAACGUCUCGCUUUGUUGAACCCACAUUUACCUGUGUUCACGUAAAGGGUUGUUUAUUUAACAUACUGGAACAAUGUCAGUAUGGUUUAAUGACACUGAGAGAACAUACUUAUAAUAUGAGUAUAUUGCCUGUUAUGGUAGUUGGAAUGUAACCAAUAGUGAGUACAAGAUUGUUGAAGUUGGUGAUUUCUAACUAUUUUGUUCAAAGGUGCUUUGUAUAACUUGUUAUAAUUACUGUGAACAUACAAGGCGUGUUAGUCGGGAAGAGUGGCGGCUGAUGGUCUCGUUUGUUUUCUUGUAAGCAUACUAAACUCUGCUGAUGAUGUAGCAGUGACGUGUUGACGCUGAAAGGCUACGUGUAGCACUUUUAAUGCAGUUUUGAUUGUUUUCAAUAAAGUGUUCUGGAGUGUUUGAUUUAAGCAUGAUAUCAGCACAUUAUUACUCGUGCAAAUAGUUCUUAUAAAACCACAGGAAAUGUAAAUAA
Messenger RNA from Larimichthys crocea (large yellow croaker), 2581 nucleotides. It is a transcript of the gene esamb, whose product is annotated as endothelial cell adhesion molecule b. Gene Ontology annotation, molecular function: cell-cell adhesion mediator activity. NCBI's taxonomy places the organism in Eukaryota, Metazoa, Chordata, Actinopteri, Sciaenidae. Bases 322 to 1602 code for a protein of 426 amino acids. Gene Ontology annotation, biological process: homophilic cell-cell adhesion. Gene Ontology annotation, cellular component: adherens junction; plasma membrane. The record is from RefSeq and is a predicted model, not a curated record. The transcript is spliced from 7 exons.